Messenger RNA from Oppiella nova, 234 nucleotides. Lineage: Eukaryota; Metazoa; Arthropoda; Arachnida; Sarcoptiformes; Oppiidae. The record is from the annotation of a GenBank genome assembly.
AUGGGUUUCGGUAUAUUCCUCUUGUUUACGCUAAUCUUCGGCGGCAUAGGAGGUGUGGCGCCUAUAUUCCUGCCGGAGUCACCGCACAGACCUAUCAUGAAGCUGAUGCUGAUGGCCGGAUCAGUUUGCUGUUACGCCAUGUGGUUGACCACAUACUUGGCUCAACUCAACCCACUGUUUGGUCCGCAGAUCAGUAACCAGACAAUGGCUCUCAUGUGGAAAGUGUGGUCAUAG